ACUUGUGUUUGCGUCAGGCGGGAGAGUGACACCGAGAUGAGAGGGAGCCUUUAGUAGCAGUGUAAGGCUGACCGUCAAUGACACAGUUUGAUCAGCAUCGCCGGAGAGAAUUACAAAACAAUAACAACCCCGAACAAGCCCAGAACCUGCGCCGCCAAACCAAGAAGAAGGUGCCGAGAGGAUCAAGGAUUUGUGCGAUUUUCAAAAAACACGAUGCAAUCCUAACGAGUGAAAUCGAUCGAUUACAACAGGUGUGGAACAGCAUGGCCAAACCAUUCGACGAGGGAACACCGUCUGAUCCGCGCGCUCAGGAACGCAUCGGUUCCAGCCUCGCCAACUGCAGUACCAGUGGUCGCGGGCAAUAUCUGCCCCAUGCCCACCUGCCCAGGUGCCAGGGAGACUACAGAGACCACUCGCCGACAGCUCCGAGCUUCAGGGGGCAUCUGACGUGCGGCAUGAACGCCACGGCCAACAGUUCACUGCCUGGCGAGUCACAGAGGAUUCAGUCGGCCAUGUCGGACAUUGACAUGACCGCUGCCUCUCUUCAGGGAAACAGCUUCCACAUCGAGACGGGCAACGACGAUGCCCUCAUCCGACAGGUCGGCAUCCAACUGCGCCUCAUGGGCGACCAGCUACACACCUCCCGCAUGGAACGGGUGAUGGAGAGGGACCAGCGACAUUGGCCCGUCUUGUACUGGAUGUUUCUCAACUUCUGCACGCACACCCUGGCCAUCUUCCGAGCGCCCCGAUGGUGGUGAACUUUCACGGAAGGAGCGGGCGGGCGCGGCGAGGAGUGGAGUUCGCCGCCGCCCGCCAGGAACAUUUGGGGACAAGCCCGGGAUUUCGGGAACGUCUCCUUUCUCGACAAACCUUGGCUCCGCUGGACGGACGUGACAAGGGAGCGGG
This is a messenger RNA of Amblyraja radiata (thorny skate), 906 nucleotides long. RefSeq lists its product as uncharacterized. The record is from RefSeq and is a predicted model, not a curated record. NCBI's taxonomy places the organism in Eukaryota, Metazoa, Chordata, Chondrichthyes, Rajiformes, Rajidae. The transcript is spliced from 5 exons. The coding region runs from base 78 to 758 and encodes 226 amino acids.